GCGACAACAAGCAAGGGGGAAUCAAAAAUUGUCCCAACCAUCAAACAGGGUGGAGGAGUUGUAACGACUCGAGCGCAUGUGCACUACAUCGUCACCGAGUUCGGUACGGCAUAUCUCUGGGGCAAGAAUCUGCGUCAGCGCGCCUUCGAACUCAUCAGAGUUGCGCACCCCGACCACCGCGAGUGGCUCGAGCGCGAGUCGUACAAGCGACUCAAGGUCAUGCCUUCCCCCUGAAUUGUAAUCGAAUGCUUCUUUAUGCCCCAUAACACUUGACUCAUCCACAGUGCAGUGUUUGAUUCUCCGCAAGCUCUUGCAAUCUACGUGAUGAAUAAAAAAAAAUUCGAUUCGAACA
Notodromas monacha is the source of this 352-nucleotide messenger RNA. The record is from the annotation of a GenBank genome assembly. Lineage: Eukaryota; Metazoa; Arthropoda; Ostracoda; Podocopida; Cyprididae.